AUGGAUGACACAGAGAGACGUACGGCGAAGCGCUCGCGGUUCGACCAGAAGGAGCCGGAGCACAAGCGAGCCUCGAGAUUCGAUAGGCGAUCGCGUUCUCCUCCAGCAGUCAAGCACGAGUCGCGACGCAGCAGAAGCCCUGUUGGAAGACCUUCAGGCAGUCCCGUUCCCGAGGUGAAGAGAAGUUCUGUGGAUCCAGCGGCGGCAGCAGCUGCGGCGGCUGCCAGAAUCAAUGCCCAGCUCCAAGCCAAGAAGGGUAUUCAACAUGUUGACGUUCCUCCUAUUCGGUCAACAAUGAGCCCUGCUGGUGGAAAGUCUGCUUCUCCAGGUGCUUCGGGAUCAGGAUCGGGCUCAGGCAACAGCGCAGCCUUAGUCAACGGUGAGAUGUAUAUUGCAGAUGGCGACUACAUUCGAGAUAUCGAGGUCAACGACCUGCGCAACCGCUAUACACUGACCAAAGGUGCUACUCAAAAGAUGAUUAAAGAUGAGACCGGAGCUGAUGUCACUACCCGCGGAAACUACUACCCCGAUAAGAGCAUGGCCACUGCUGCUAAUCCGCCUCUCUACCUUCACGUGACGAGCACGUCCAAGCAAGGCCUCGAGCAAGCUGUCCAGAAGAUCGAAGAGCUAAUGCAGCAGGAACUUCCUAACUUGGUUGAUGAGCGCAGAUUCCGUCGACGAGAGCCAGAACAAGUAGAGAAAGAUGAGUUUGGUAGACGCAAAUGGCCUGAAGAGAAGAUCCCCAUUGACUUUGAACCAAUCCCAGGCUUCAAUCUUCGUGCUCAAGUGGUUGGUCCUGCUGGUGCCUAUGUGAAGCACAUCCAACAAGAAACCCGCUGCCGCGUUCAGAUCAAGGGACGUGGCUCUGCAUUCAUGGAGUAUGGAACAGGUCAAGAGAGUGAGGAGACGAUGUAUCUUCAUGUUGCAGGCCCCGAUCCUAAUGAAGUCCAGAAGGCUAAGGAACUUUGCGAAGACUUGCUGAAGAAUGUUAGAGAGCAGUACGAAGAAUUCAAGAGCCGCCCUCAACCUUCUCGUGGUUAUGGUGGUAACACAGGUUAUGGAGGCGAGCGUGGCUACGGAGAUCGUGCACCAGACAGAUCAAACUCGUAUGGAGACCGCUCCAACUCCUACAAUGGUGGCGGCCAUUCCGGCGGUGGCUAUGGUGGAGGUUAUAACAAUUCACCUGCACCGCAAUCCAACAGCGCUAUGAGUCCGACAACCACGUCAGCACCUGGUGCUGGCAGUCCUACCGCAACAGCCGAUUAUGCAGCUCAGUACGCCCAGUACUACGCUGCUCAAGGCCAAGGAGGUGCCGACCCAUAUGCUGCUUACGGUGGAUACGCAGCGUAUGUUCAGUACUACCAAGCAUACAUGGCACAGGCAGCCGCUGCUCAACAGCAAGGUGCCCCUGGCGCCCCUGGUUCUGCUCCCGGUGCUCCGGGCUCAGCUCCCCCUCCACCACCAUCCGAGGCUCCACCACCACCGCCGCCAUCAGGCCCUGCCCCAGGUUACAACUCUGUCCCUCCCCCACCUGGAAUGUGA
Messenger RNA from Drepanopeziza brunnea f. sp. 'multigermtubi' MB_m1, 1542 nucleotides. RefSeq lists its product as uncharacterized. Gene Ontology annotation, cellular component: nucleus. The record is from RefSeq and is a predicted model, not a curated record. Gene Ontology annotation, molecular function: RNA binding. NCBI's taxonomy places the organism in Eukaryota, Fungi, Ascomycota, Leotiomycetes, Helotiales, Drepanopezizaceae.